UAUAGAUUAAUUUCAGAAAUACUUACAUAAUGACAUCUCGUAUAAAUCGUUCCCCUGAUCAUAGUUCGUCAUCAUCUUCCGCAGACGAAGAUGACCGCCAGGACGUAUUUAGCUUACUCAUGGGAGUGUUCGAUCACGAUGAUGAAGACGAUGACGAUCAAGAUGAAAUUUCUGAUGAAGAAAUUGAGGUAAGUAGUGAAUCGGGUUCUCCGCCGCGUCGUAGUGAAAGUGAAGAAAUUGAAAGUUCAAAUAAUAUUAAUAAUGGUGGUCGAGCAGUAAUUCCAUUUGGUCUUCUUCCUUUAUUACUGCCUUUGUUGCAAGCCGGCUUCCUUCGUGGACCGGUGGCGCCUCCCCGGCCCGCCGUUGGUCCUAUUCCACCACUUCAAGUUCCGCCGCCACCUAAUGCCCAUGGCCAUGUACUUUCUCCAUCUCCAACUCCAACUCCAACUCUUCAUCGAAGGAAUGUUGUGCCAAGUCACUUCUUGCUCAAAAUCGAGUCAUUUGCGUCUUUUUCAAAAGCCUCAGUAACUAAAUACCGUUCUGAGUUUGAAGCCGGUGGCUACAAAUGGGAAAUAAGUAUCUUCCCAAAUGGGGACAAGAAAAAUGGCGGGGAAGAUCAUAUUUCUGUUUUCUUGAGACUAAUACACACCAAUCUCCCUAUUGGUUGGGAGGUCCAUGCUAUUUUUACCUUCUUUCUGUUUGAUCAGAUUAGGGACCAGUAUGUUACUUGCCAAGAUAAUGCAAAAGUAUUGCGGUUCCAUGCAAUGAAGACAAAAUGGGGUAUAACUAAAUAUAUUGACCUUAAGACGUUCAACGAUGGUUCCAAUGGAUACCUUGUCAAUGGCAUUUGUAGUUUUGGGGCAGAGGUUUUCGUGGUCAAAAACACAAUCAAAGGAGAUCAUUUAUCAAUGAUCGAGGACCCAAUUAAAUGCACUCAUACUUGGAAAGUUGAUGCUUUUUCAAAUAUAACCCAAGACCGGUAUGAAUCCGAACCAUUUGUUGGUGGAGACUACAUAUGGAAAAUUGUGCUUUAUCCUGAUGGGUUUGGAGAAGGGAAGGGAACCAACAUUUCAUUGUUUCUAAAAUUGGAUGUUUCAAGUCUUCCUCCAAACAGUAAGCUCUUUGUUAAUUACGUUUUGCGUUUGAAGCACCAAGUUAAUGGAAAGGAUUUCGAGCAAACAGAUAACAAUCUUUUCCUAUCGUCUAAUGGAUGGGGUUUUCGUCAAUUCAUGUCGCCGCCAAAGUUGAAACAAAUCGAAAAUGGAUUUCUGUUGAAUGAUAGUUGCAUCAUCGAGGCUCAGUUUGAAGUGCUCGGAUUAAUUAAACAAGAUUGAUUAUGUUACCAAAAAAAAUAGUACAUAUAUGUAUUUACAAUUUGUAUAUAUAUAUAUAUAUAUCAUAAAACAGUGAUAGUUUAGUACAUUUACAUAAUUUAUAUCUUUUAUAUAUAUAUAUAUUAUUUUAGUU
Messenger RNA from Humulus lupulus (European hop), 1467 nucleotides. RefSeq lists its product as uncharacterized. The record is from RefSeq and is a predicted model, not a curated record. The transcript is spliced from 7 exons. Lineage: Eukaryota; Viridiplantae; Streptophyta; Magnoliopsida; Rosales; Cannabaceae. The coding region runs from base 30 to 1334 and encodes 434 amino acids. Gene Ontology annotation, molecular function: protein binding.